UCCACUUUCUACUUAUAUUUAUAUUUUACCUUUUAAGUGCCACCCCCUCAUUUUUCCCUCUAUCUGGCACCAUCCCAGCAGCCGCCGAGAUCCACACAGUCUCAUAGAUUAAGGCCGCUUACUUAGUUAUCUGUAUGCGAAGCAGUUUCUGCAGUUUACGUAUUUACUGCUUUUCCCUCUUGAUACUGCAUUUUGGCUUUAUAGAUUAGAAUCGUACUUAGCUUUAGUUAUUUUAAUCCAAAUGUGUUACGUCUUGGACAUAACUUGUAUUAUGUCAUAAAAGACUUAAAACGACCGUGCGAACUAAAUCGCAGACGGAUCACUUUACAAAACAACUUACGCGCGUAAACUAAAGAAAAAUUAUAAAAGACCAUGUCAACCGUGCGAAAGUCGAUGUAGUCGCCUCACAGAGUUGUUAUGAACACAAACAAUGGCCCUGCCGGUCGUUGUUCUGAUUUCUUUCCUUUAUCUUGCUAACGGAUAUCAGUACCAAACACAGUGCUUGUUGUUCAAUAAGAAAUGUGUAAGUUUCUGCCCUCGCCAAAUGCAUCCGUACCAUACACGAUGCGAUAGGAAUACUGUGUCGCAGAGAACCUGUGACUCGCCACACAUAUUCGAAAUCGGCUACACGUGCGGUUGGUCAAGAUGCGACUGUAAUGGUGAGUUAGUGUUAGACGAAGACACCGGAGACUGUAUAACUUUGGAGAGCUGUCCUUCAAAAUUUCACAAAACCAGAAAGGGGAGACGAAGACGGCGGAAGCCACGAAAACCGUACGGACUGUCUAGACAACUUAGGAUUCAUGAAGACGACGACAAUGUGGACAAAAUGGUUCUCUAAUUGGAUUCGUGGAAACUUGUAAUGCAAUAAAAGUUAUGUUUAUA
Molecule: messenger RNA, 882 nt
Organism: Manduca sexta (tobacco hornworm)
Lineage: Eukaryota; Metazoa; Arthropoda; Insecta; Lepidoptera; Sphingidae
Exons: 3
Coding region: 431-838 (135 amino acids)
Source: RefSeq, a predicted model, not a curated record